GUGAAUUAAUCGGUCGUCGGUGCGUUUUGAUCGCUAUGAAAAGUGGAACAUUAGGCCAAAAACGUGUAAUUAAUUAACGAGAAUGUUGCGCAUCGCUGCUUACAAUUCUGAAUCGAUGAUUCGCAACUUUUCGUUGCUUCAAAUCAGCCGGAAAUUGACUGGAAUUGUCAACAUUCCGAACGCAUUUUCCGCUUCGACUGCUCAGCAUCAACAGCAGAAUCAAUAUGUUGGUAUCGCGAACAGGCAGUUUCUGCAACCUAUCGUUCCAACGUUACAUAAUUCCAGAGGAACUGGCUUCUUCAACAAGCUACCAGCCGAGCAGAUUUGGAAGGGUGUUAUUUCCGUGAGUAAUGCCGGAAAAAAGCGAGGUCGAGGUAAAGGAGCCAAAAGAAUCACCCCAAAGGAUUUGAACAAAGGUCAAACGAUAGGAUUUGGCAAAGCAAAUAUAGUGUGGCCUGGUCUUUCAACACCGAUAAUCCGAGGGCGCGAAUUGGUACAGCAGCAGCAACUGCCAGAGGAUACGGAACGAGAAUCUAAAUUGAAGAAGAUUCGCGAUGAGAUGGUUAAUUUUAAGCGCGUUAAAUUAAGUCCGCUGGAACGCGGUUGGUCUGGUUCAAAAAUGCCCGGAAGAAGCCUCGGGCCCCCGGAUCCAAUUGAUGAGGACCGUUUUGAGGGUUUUGAUACGAAAUGUUUAGAAUUGAAAACUGUUGUAAACAUGAAGGGUAAUCUAGGACGUAAACGCCGAGUGUCGUCUAUGGUUGUGACCGGUAAUGGCAAUGGAUUAGCCGGUUUUGGCUUCGGGAAAGCUAUAGAAAUGAAGGCAGCGCUGAGACAGGCGAAAAACCGUGCAGGGCAGAAACUAAUGUAUUUCGAGCUUUGCAAUGGUCACACGGUGUUUCACGAUUUUUUUUGUUCGUUUGGCGCUACUAAGAUAUUCGUAGAACGUAAACCGGAAGGUUACGGAUUGAAAUGCCACCGUGCAAUCAAAACCGUCUGCGAAGUGCUUGGAAUAAAAGAUCUUCGGGCUAAAUGCGAAGGAUCGACGAAUGUGCAGCACGUUGUGAAAGCUUUUUUCAUCGGAAUGCUUAAACAGAAAAAUCAUCAGCAGAUAGCCGAAUCAAAGGGGUUGCACGUCGUCGAGCUAAGACCGGAAAAUCGCAAUUUCCCCAAAGUCGUAGCUAGUCCAUCCGUUUGCCGUACCGAGUCAGAGUUGGAGAGCAACGAAAUUCUUGACUACACACACUUUUGUAUGGACGGUAAGAUUCAGUUGAAGAAAAAAAAGUUUCCUCCAUUCUACACAAAAUAUCGUUCGUGGGAGAUAUAUCUGAAAAAACAGGAAUAUCUCAGGAAUCAAGAUAAAGUGCGCCUUCGGAUGUUGGCAGAAUCGGGAAGUAUUUGCAGUUUUAUGACUGAAAAGUAUCCCGAAUGCAAAAUGGGACCUGCUCCAAAAGAAGAAUAGAAAUGAUAACGUGUAGCGCGUAAAAAAAUUGGAAAAAUAAAUAAAAUUCAAAAUAA
Molecule: messenger RNA, 1515 nt
Organism: Topomyia yanbarensis
Lineage: Eukaryota; Metazoa; Arthropoda; Insecta; Diptera; Culicidae
Gene: mRpS5
Product: small ribosomal subunit protein uS5m
Exons: 2
Coding region: 83-1459 (458 amino acids)
Biological process (GO): translation
Cellular component (GO): ribosome
Molecular function (GO): structural constituent of ribosome; RNA binding
Source: RefSeq, a predicted model, not a curated record